This is a messenger RNA of Epinephelus fuscoguttatus (brown-marbled grouper), 2121 nucleotides long. Its product is annotated as sodium- and chloride-dependent GABA transporter ine. Gene Ontology annotation, cellular component: membrane. The transcript is spliced from 13 exons. The record is from RefSeq and is a predicted model, not a curated record. Lineage: Eukaryota; Metazoa; Chordata; Actinopteri; Perciformes; Serranidae. Bases 72 to 1823 code for a protein of 583 amino acids. Gene Ontology annotation, biological process: sodium ion transmembrane transport.
ACCCAGGGUUGCUGUAAUUCCAGUCAACCUCUCUAUGGAAUUUGGGCCCAGAGAAGCAACAAGUGGUGACAAUGGGAGCAGACAUGGAGCAACAACGCGACAGACCAACAUGGAGCAGGCAGAUAGAGUUCACCCUGGCUGGCAUCGGCUGUGCUGUGGGUCUCGGCAACGUUUGGAGGUUCCCUUAUCUCUGCUACAGGAGUGGAGGAGGUGCCUUCCUGGUGCCAUACCUGCUCAUGCUGUUUGUGUUGGGGAUACCUCUGCUUUACAUGGAGCUGACUGUGGGUCAGUACACGAGGAGAGGGCCUGUCCAUGCUCUGGCUAAUGUCUGCCCUCUGUUAAAAGGAGUGGGCAUAGCAUCAGUGGCCAUCUCCUUCAUCAUGUGCACCUACUACAAUAUCGUCAUCACCUGGGCCCUCUAUUAUCUCUUCAGUUCCUUCCAGGCACCGCUACCAUGGCAGAGCUGCAACAACACCUGGAACACACCAAACUGUACCAGUCAUGCCACCAACAGCAGCUUCUCCUCCACAGCUAGCCAGGAGUUCUUCAAAUAUAAGAUGCUGGAGCAGACUAGUGGAGUAGAAGAAGCAGGAGUGCUCCGAUGGGAGCUUUUACUCAUUCUGCUUCUGGCUUGGAUCCUGAUUUACUUUUGCAUCUUUAAGGGCGUGAAAUCAACAGGCAAGGUUGUGUACUUCACGGCCCUGUUCCCGUAUGUUAUCCUGAUUGCCCUGCUGGUCAAUAAUGCGCAGCUUCCCGGAGCUAUAGAUGGAAUAAAAUUCUUCAUUAUGCCGGAAUGGGACAAGCUGCUCUCAGUGGAGGUGUGGGUGAACGCUGCAGCUCAGAUCUUUAACUCCAUCGGGAUCGGUUUCGGCUCCCUCUUGGCCAUGUCCAGUUACAACUCCUUCAACAACAACAUUCUGAAGGACACCAUGACUAUAGCCGUCAUCAACUCCCUCACCAGCAUCCUGGCAGGUUUUGUCAUUUUCUCUGCUUUUGGAUACAUGUCUUACCUGCAGGGCAUCCCUGUCAGCGAUCUGGCUGUGGAUGGUCCAGGACUUGUUUAUAUUGUUUACCCACAAGCCUUUGCCAACAUGCCAGCGCCUCAGCUCUGGGCUGUGAUGUUCUUCUUCAUGCUGCUUUGCCUCGGACUGGACAGUGAGUUUGCAAUGGUUGAAGUGAUGGUGACCAGUCUCAUGGACGAAUUUUAUUCACAUCUGAUUAGAUUUUUUAAGCGGAAGGAGCUGUUUGUUCUUGCUGUUUGUAGUGCAGCGUUCCUUCUCGGGAUUCCUUGUGUCAUGCAGGUGGGCAUCUAUGUGUUCCAGCUCAUGGACCAUUACACUGCCAUAGUGUCCAUUAUGUUUCUUGCAUUCUUUGAGGUUGUAGCCAUCUGCUGGAGUUACGGAGUGACUCGACUUUCAGACAACCUGAAGGAGAUGACUGGAAAAAGACCAAACAUCUACUUCAGACUGUGUUGGCUGAUAGUUGCUCCUGGGCUGGUUGCUGUUAUCCUGAUUUUCUCCAUCAUUCAGUUCAAACCAGCCCGCUAUGAGCACUACGUCUUCCCUCCCUGGGCUCAGGGGGUCGGCUGGGUCAUUGCCAUGGGCUCCAUCAUCUGGAUUCCUUUGGGUGCUGUUCACACACUGUGGGUGCUGCCUGGCUCAUUGAUGCAGAAACUUAAGCUGUCCAUCACACCAUACACCCUGAAUGAAAUAUCAAAGAUGCCGUACUAUGAGAGGGGAGGAGGAGCUGGACGUCCAGGCAUAGCCGUCAUCAGCUCCAACAUCCAUCUACCUGAAAAACCUCCUACUCAGACAAACAUGUGAUACAUCUGUGCUUCGCACUAUCCCGAUGUCCAAGAGUGGUAGAUUAUUAGUAAGUUUAAGUUAAUCACAAUUUUUUUUUUUUUUUUUUUUUUUUUGCCAUAAAUCUUAAACAACCUUCUGGUAAGUUAAACAGAAGUCGACUGAAAAAAUUAUUUACAUGGUUGUGAAAAUCUGUUGCUGCAUAUCUGCCAUGCAGAUAUAUUAAAAUGGCCAAUUUUUGUGAGCCUAUUGAUUAAAUAUGUUUAGUUUAACUUCUAUAACAGUUUAGCAGAUUUUUAAUGUGAUAAGAUGUGGAAAG